Molecule: messenger RNA, 1083 nt
Organism: Strongyloides ratti
Lineage: Eukaryota; Metazoa; Nematoda; Chromadorea; Rhabditida; Strongyloididae
Product: Decapping and exoribonuclease protein
Exons: 1
Coding region: 1-1083 (360 amino acids)
Biological process (GO): NAD-cap decapping; nuclear-transcribed mRNA catabolic process
Cellular component (GO): cytosol; nucleus
Molecular function (GO): mRNA 5'-diphosphatase activity
Source: RefSeq, a predicted model, not a curated record
AUGGAUACAGUAAACAUUCAAUUAAAUUUUGAAGAAAAAUCUCAAGAAUUUCCAUAUUUUUCCAAACCUGAAUGUAUCUCUGAAUUUACACUUAAACAGGAUAGAAAAAUGACAUUUGGAAGGAGUGGAGCAAAAUAUUUGUAUGAAAAUUGCCUUGAUGAAAGUCAUCCAAAUUAUAAUUUAAAUGAUGGAUUUGAUAGUUAUAUUAAAAAAGAAGAAGAUGAAAAAAUUAAUAUUCUUCUUGAAUGGAUUAUAUCUCAAACACCGGCAAAAUAUGUAGAUUUAAAAAAAAUUUGUCAUGAUGUUGAUUUUGUAUGUUUUCGGGGAUUAUUGACAAAAAUUGGAAAUUCUUUGUACAGUGAAAAUGAUACAUUUAGGGCUGUUGCAAAGCUUUAUAAUGGUGUAAUUUUUCUUUGUGAAUAUCCUACAGAAGAUGAGUUAGAAAAGAUAGCUAAUAUGUCAGAAAAGGAUAAAAAAUUUACAUAUUGGGGACAUAAAUUUGAACAAUAUGUUACUUGUGGGUAUAAAAAUUCUUUACCUGAUACUACUACUCCAGUUUCAGCAUAUGAUGAAUAUGUAGGUAUUUUUAAAGCUUACCUUGAAGGUGUAGGUGAUAAUCAUGAUAAAAUUAGUCUUAUCUAUGGUGCUGAGCUUGAUUGUAUUGAUCCAAAAACUGGUAAAUUAAUAGAACUUAAAACUCAAUAUGAUACUUUAAAUGCUUCUUUUUGGAGAUACAAAGCUUUAAAAUGGUGGUUACAAAGUUUCUUAGUUGGUAUAAAUAAAAUAGUUGUUGGUUAUAGAGAUAAUGAUGGAAUUAUUAAGAAUGUUGGUGUUUUACCAGUAUCAGAAUUAACCUCUGGAUCUAAGGCAAAUUUUUCAGCUAAAUUAGUUAUGAAUUAUAUUCUCAAAACAUUAGCUGUUAUAAAACAAGCAUUUAUUGAUAAAAAAGAUAGUGUUAUUAUAAUGGAAAAGAAAAAAAAUGUUAAAGCUGUUGAGCUAGUUAGAAUAAAUGAUCCCAAAACAAUCAAUAUUGAUAUUUUUACGAAAGAAUUUAGGGAAAGAUUUCCAAGACAAUAUUACUAG